Kalmanozyma brasiliensis GHG001 is the source of this 735-nucleotide messenger RNA. Its product is annotated as RNA recognition motif domain protein. The record is from RefSeq and is a predicted model, not a curated record. Bases 1 to 735 code for a protein of 244 amino acids. The transcript has a single exon. Gene Ontology annotation, molecular function: mRNA binding. Lineage: Eukaryota; Fungi; Basidiomycota; Ustilaginomycetes; Ustilaginales.
AUGGCGGUCGCUUCAACAUCAAAGUCGACGGCAGGCAACGGGAGCACCUCCACCGCAGCUCCGUCCCCAACACUGUACGUCAAAACCCUCUACUCGAAGAUCAAGAAAUCCGAAUUGCGACGACAGCUCUUUACGCUCUUCUCCUCGUACGGUCGAGUCCUCGACAUCGUCGCCACGCGGGCGCCGUCCAUGCGCGGCCAAGCAUUUGUCGUCUUCGAAAGCACCUCGACCAGUGCUGCGGCAAAACGGGCGCUCGAAGGGUUCAGCUUCUACGGUCAACCGCUGCGGAUCGAGUACAGUACGGGUGGGAAAAGCAAGGCGCUGCUAAGGAGGGAGUUGGGCAGCGAAGCUGUGUUGGAGGCCGAUCUGGAGAGGAGCAGAGUCACCGUGAGCAGGAGGGGCGAGAAGAGAGGGCUGUUUCUGAGUGAAGAUGGCGAGCAGGAGGAAUUGGAUGAAGAAGAGGACGAUGGAGCGAGGGGCAAGCGGGUCAAGCUCGAAGAGGGGGUGGUGCUAAGCGCGAAGGGUGUGCCGGCGAACAUCGAGCCUCAGGUGCUGGAAACGCUCUUCGGCCGCCAGACCGGGUUUGGGAGAUUGACAACACAAGAGGACGCAGGCGGAGAGAGCUGGAGCGCAAGAAUAGAGUUCGAUAGCAAGGAAAACGCCGAUGCUGCCAAGGAGGCGUUGCAGGAUGUACAGAUUGAUCCCGUCUACAGGCUCGACUUGGAGCUGCUCUAG